AUGAGUAAACGAGAAAAUAAAAAUGUACUGUCAAAUUAUUUUUCUAAACUUCCAAAGACUGAUAAUGUUCCUAUUCUUCUACCACAAAUAGACACGCCAGCGCCAUCAUGUAGUCAUUCACCCAUAUAUUUGCAAACAAAUGAAAAUAAUAUAUUAAAAUUGGACGCGGAGCAAAUAAUUGAAGACAACGAUAUUGGCUACUGUUUCGGUAAAAAUUUUCAAUUAGGAUGGAUUAAGCGUUUUCCUUGGGUUGUUUAUUCGAGAAUCGGUGAACAAGGUGUAGUUUGUAAAUAUUGUGCGAUAUUUGGUCGCAAAUUUGGUGGCAAAGGCAGUCACCAGAAAAAAGCGAUAGAGAAAUUUAAUGAACAUAGUAAAACUGAAUUUCACAAAUCUAAUGCUAUGCGCGCAGAUAAUUUUGUAGCUGUUUAUUCCAAAAACUGUCAAAAUAUUAUUCAAAAAUUAGAUUCAGCGCGUACUAUUCAAAUUUAUCAAAAUAGAAAGAGAUUAAUUCCUAUUAUUCAAACAAUUAUUAUUUGUGGGCGUCAAGAAAUAGCUUUACGUGGUACUAGCGAUUACGGACCUCUCUCUUUAGACAAUUCUGAACCUACUUACAAUGAUGGUAACUUUCGAGCAUUAUUGAGAAUGCGCAUUUCGUGUGAAGAUAAAAAUCUAACAUAUCACAUUGAGAAUCAAGCGUUAAAUGCUUCAUAUAUAAGUCCUAUGAUUCAAAAUAAUUUUAUAAAUAUAUGUGGAAAAAUUAUACAAGACCAGUUAGUUAACAAAAUUAAUCAGGCAAAAUGUUUUUCUGUAUUAGUCGACGAGUCAACUGACGUAUUGCGUGUUGAACAACUGUCAUUGUGUGUACGUUAUUUAGACAAUAAUUUAAAUAUUGAAAAAAAUGAAAUCAACAAUUAUGUAUUGAAAGAAGACUUCUUACAAUUUGUACCGGUAAAUUCUACCACUGGUCAAAAUUUGGCCACAGUAAUUCUAGCUACUUUAAAAAAUCUUGGUAUAAAAUGUGACUAUUUACUUGGCCAAGGCUAUGAUGGCGCCGCAGCCAUGAGUGGUAAUUUUAAAGGAGUACAGUCUGUUAUAAGAGAAGUACAUCCCGCUGCACUUUAUGUCCACUGUAGUGCACAUUCGUUAAAUUUAGCACUUGCUCAUUCGUCAAACAUUCACCAUAUUCGAAAUUGUAUUGGAACAAUAAAAUCUGUAGGAAAUUUUAUUAAAAUAUCGGCUAAACGAACUGAACUAUUAAAAAAUAAAAUAAAAGAAUUCCUUCCUGAAACCAAAUGGACAAAAUUAACUUCCAUGUGUGAGACUAGGUGGGUUGAAAAUCAUGAUGGUAUGCUUAGAUUUUCAGAAAUAUAUAAACCUAUUGUUGCAACAUUAGAAGAACUACAAUUAUUUGUUGAUAUUGAAACAUCAUCUAAAGCUUUACAGUUAUAUAAGUGUUCGGUGAAAUGUGAUUUAAGUGAAGCAGUAGAUCAUGUUGAAACAGUUUUAAGUGAAGUGAAAGAUAUGCGAACAAAUAUUAAUGAAAAUUUCAAAGAAAUAUUCAAUAAAUCCGAAAAAUUGUUCAUAUCCGUGAACGAGGAAGAAAAAAUAAAAAUACCAAGAUUAGUAAGUCGUUCAACAAAUAGAAUAAAUGUGGAUACCAACAUUCCUGAAGAUUAUUUUCGUAUUGCAAUUGCGAUUCCAUUCUAUGAUGAUUUUAUUAGUCAACUUAAAGAACGGUUUUCCAAACACAAGACGAUUUUAUCGUCUUUGUAUUUAUUAAUACCAAAAAUGUGUUUGAAAUCUCCAAUUUUAGAAUCAGAUUUUAGUAUAUAUUCAGAUUUUAUAAAUGUUGACACAUUACCUUCAGAACUGAAAUUGUGGAAAAGAAAAUGGAUUGCUUUCAAAGAUGUAGAUCGUCCACGUACAGCUGUAGAAGCAUUAAAUUAUUGUAAUCCUGAACUUUUUCCAAAUAUCCAUUUUUUAUUAAAAGUACUAGCUACACUACCGGUUUCUACAGCAACUCCCGAACGAACUUUUUCGACAUUAAAACGCGUCAAGACAUUUUUACGGAACUCUACGGGACAAGAAAGACUAACUGGACUAGCUCUAUUAAGUGUCCAUAGAGAUGUUACGGUUAAUCCCGAUGAAGUGUUAAACCAGUUUGCUCUUCAAAAAGAUAGGAACAUAUUAUUAGUUUAA
This is a messenger RNA of Rhopalosiphum maidis (corn leaf aphid), 2199 nucleotides long. RefSeq names its product 52 kDa repressor of the inhibitor of the protein kinase-like. The record is from RefSeq and is a predicted model, not a curated record. The transcript has 4 exons. Bases 1 to 2199 code for a protein of 732 amino acids. Gene Ontology annotation, molecular function: protein dimerization activity. NCBI's taxonomy places the organism in Eukaryota, Metazoa, Arthropoda, Insecta, Hemiptera, Aphididae.